GAGGGGGGGGGAGGAGCCAGGGAUGGCUGACGUCACAGGCAGUGCUAGGAAGUAUAGGCUGUGUUGUCAGCCCAGUGUCAGUCUGAUGAAGAUUGGCAUUCAGGUGCUGCUUUUGAACAAGAAAAACAAAGACGUGCAAUUGGUCAAAAGAGACCACUUCAAGAAGCUUGGAUACGGAAAACUCAGUUGAGGAACGCCUGACCGUAAGUGAUACAGACGAGAGACCCUUGGUUCCUGUUUCACAGGUGUGGGAGACACUGUGCAGCCCAGAGUCAGUGGAACUGCAGCCCCAAUACACAGCUCUAGAUGUGAAGCUAUCCCAUGAUGCAACAUGUGUCCCCAGCACCAGCACUGACAAUGAUGGCCACACAGAGCGUCCCUCCCCCAUCGUACCAGGAGAGCCAACAGAUGACAGGCACCACUCAGCAGACCUCCAAGUCCCAGCCGGUCCAUAUCCCAGCAUCCUCGGCAGCAGGGACGACCCCCGUCAGUGUGACCCUUGACCCCCAGGCACAGCUGGAGUCGGACAAGCGUGCGGUGUACAGGCACCCCCUGUUCCCACUGCUGGCUCUGCUCUUUGAGAAGUGUGAGCAAGCCACGCAGGGCUCCGAGUGCAUCACCUCGGCCAGCUUCGACGUGGACAUUGAGAACUUCGUCCACCAGCAGGAGCAAGAACACAAGCCCUUCUUCAGUGAGGACCCCGAACUGGACAAUCUGAUGGUGAAGGCGAUCCAGGUGCUGCGUAUCCACCUGCUGGAGCUGGAGAAGGUGAACGAGCUCUGCAAGGACUUCUGUAACCGCUACAUCACCUGCCUCAAGACCAAGAUGCACAGCGACAACCUGCUGAGGAGCGACCUGUCAGGACCCUACUCCCCGACGCACACCACCCUCAGCCUGCAGCAGGACAUGCACCAGAGCUCGACCCCCUCCAUGACGACCAUCUCCAGUGCGCUGAAUCCCUCGGGAAUCAUUGUACCGGCGAGCGCGCUGCAGCAGGGCAGUGUCGCCAUGACGACCAUCAACUCCUCACAGGUGGUGUCAGGUGGGACCCUGUACCAGCCGGUUACUAUGGUGACGUCACAGGGGCAGGUUUUGACCCAAGCCAUCCCCCAGGGAACCAUCCAGAUCCAAAACGCACAGCUGAACCUGGAUCUGUCUUCUCUUCUGGACAGUGAGGAUAAGAAGUCAAAGAACAAGAGAGGAGUCCUCCCCAAACAAGCCACCAACAUCAUGCGAUCAUGGCUCUUCCAGCACCUCAUGCACCCGUACCCCACGGAGGAUGAGAAGAGACAAAUCGCAGGGCAGACCAACCUAACUUUGCUGCAGGUCAACAACUGGUUCAUCAAUGCGAGGCGGCGGAUCCUGCAGCCCAUGCUGGACGCCAGUAACCCUGACCCCGCCCCCAAGGCCAAGAAGAUGAAGUCACAGCACCGGCCCACCCAGCGAUUCUGGCCGGACUCCAUAGUGGCAGGGGUCCUCCAGCCACAAGGGGCGCACUCCGGCAACAACGCCGAUGGUUCUUUGUUGAUGGACAAUCUGCAGCCCCUGUCCUCGGAUUCAGCCACCCUUGCUAUGCAGCAGGCCAUGCUGGGAGGGGGUGGGGAGGAUUCGCUCGACGGCACAGAGGAUGAGGAGGAAGAGGAAGAUGAGGAGGAAGAGGAAGAGGAGAUGGAAGAGGAGGAGGAGGAGGAAGAUGAGGAGGACGAGGAGGGAGGGCAGCGGCUGCACACCACUGACGUGGGAGAGCUGGGCUUGGAGCACAGCGACUCCCUGGAGUGAAAGAGGAGAGAGAGACAGGAGCCAGGGGUCAAGGCUGGGGUCACGCCACCACACUACAACCCUGCUGCAAAACAAUCUUAUCUGGAUGGAUUAAAAAAAAAAAAUCUGGUUUUAAAUGAGAGGAAUUACAAAAAUAAACAUGUAAUAAAAAUCUUAAAAAGGCGACCCUAUGUCUUGGGUUUGGAAGAGAUUUUUCUUUAAAUAAAAGCAAUCAACAAACAUGAUUUCAGACAGGACAUUUCAGCUGAAGUAAAGAACUAGUGCGGUCUGUUUAUUAUUAAAUAGUGUUAUUUUUUAAGACAAAUUGAUUGGUCUAAACAGUGAUGGAUCGUAAUAGCGCCACUGUUUAAAUAUUAAACCAGGACCAGUCGUUUUACUUACUGUUACUAACUAUUGCAGACAAAAAGACACUUCAGACACUCGCGCACUGUUGGAGAUCUCAAAGUCCAUUCCUUUUAAUGAUUUAAACCAUGGCAGUAUUUAAAUUAAAUUGAAAAUACUGUAUAUACAGUACAAGACUUGCAGUCUAGACUUGUUCGUUUUCACACACUACCUUUUAUAUGGGCUAUAGGUGUAUUCAUCUGAAAUUGGUCUGUAUUUUGAUCUCCUGCCUUUUAAUAUGAAUCCAAUUCUAGUUUAUAAAUAAAUACAGAAAAGGAAAGAACAAUUGUGUGCUGCUGGGAGCACAAUUACAUUGUUUUGUAGUGAAUGCAGAACACCAACCUGCCUGAACCCUGAGCUUUUGGCACCUACGCUUUCUUCGAUUUCAUGACAACGGAAAAGGACCUGAACGAUGAUUGAAAAACAUUUUAUUCCACGCCAAAAUCAUCCUACAAAUCAAUGUAGGGUGAUUUUGCUGGGAAGUUUUUUUUUUUUUUUUGUGCUGGAUAAUAAUAAAGAUGUGAAAACAAACAUUGAUGUAACGGAUGGAACUUGAAGCCGGAGGGAGAGGAUGGGAAUGUCAGAGACAAUGUAAAUGUUCUCCCUUUCUACUAGAACGAUCUACAAACUGUGAAGGAGUUUUCUGCCUUUCUUUGCUAAACGGACAAAAGCAUCUGUUUCCGAUGUGCUUAUCGCUUUUCUUUUUUUUUUUUUUUUAAAGACCUGCCAGCUAUAUUCUCCGUUCUUGAAUGUUCAUUGUGAAGUCUGCCUCCCAUUACUGUUUCAUUUCUCUCUGCACUUGCUCUUUUAAUUCUUUUUUUUCGUACACAUUGUUGACAUAAUCUGUUGUGUUUUAAUAGAAUGCAUUUUAAUUAUUAAAAAAAGAAAGAUGAACCUAUUGGUUUAAAACCAGA
Messenger RNA from Acipenser ruthenus (sterlet), 3074 nucleotides. RefSeq names its product homeobox protein PKNOX2-like. Gene Ontology annotation, molecular function: DNA-binding transcription factor activity, RNA polymerase II-specific; RNA polymerase II cis-regulatory region sequence-specific DNA binding. The transcript has 13 exons. The record is from RefSeq and is a predicted model, not a curated record. Lineage: Eukaryota; Metazoa; Chordata; Actinopteri; Acipenseriformes; Acipenseridae. Gene Ontology annotation, biological process: regulation of transcription by RNA polymerase II. Bases 322 to 1779 code for a protein of 485 amino acids.